This is a messenger RNA of Cyphellophora attinorum, 378 nucleotides long. RefSeq lists its product as uncharacterized. The record is from RefSeq and is a predicted model, not a curated record. The transcript has a single exon. The coding region runs from base 1 to 378 and encodes 125 amino acids. NCBI's taxonomy places the organism in Eukaryota, Fungi, Ascomycota, Eurotiomycetes, Chaetothyriales, Cyphellophoraceae.
AUGACAACAUACCCUCCAACCCUCCCACAAAUAACCUCCCCCAAAACCCACGCCGCCGCCCUCGCCCACUCCUCCGGACUGUCGCCCACCGGCCCCAUCGUCCUCAUCUACGUCACCUCCUCCGCCAACCCCAUCUGCCGACGCACCACGCCCAAAAUCCAGCUCCUCGCCGCCAACUCCAAAUACGCCGACGGCGAGCGAGUCAAGUUCUACCAGAUGGAGCUAACGCCCGAGACAGCCCCGAUGAUCAAGUUUGGAAUCCAGAACACGCCGAUCUUCAUUGCGUAUCGGGGGAAGUGGUGCCAGACGGUGUUGGGGCCGGAUUUGGUGGGUGUGGAGAGGAUGUUGGAUGGGCAGUUGGGGCUGAGGGGUAAGUAG